Messenger RNA from Sorghum bicolor (sorghum), 2030 nucleotides. RefSeq names its product UDP-glycosyltransferase 89B2. The coding region runs from base 218 to 1690 and encodes 490 amino acids. The transcript has a single exon. Gene Ontology annotation, molecular function: UDP-glycosyltransferase activity. Lineage: Eukaryota; Viridiplantae; Streptophyta; Magnoliopsida; Poales; Poaceae. The record is from RefSeq and is a predicted model, not a curated record.
AACAAACCAAAAUACUAUAGUAAAAAAAUCCAAAAUCUUUUUGCAUCGGCCCGAGUCACACACUCAAAAAAAAAAGGAGACGUGUUUAUAGGAAACAUUCUAAACGAGGAGCUGCAACGGAAGACUUUAUUAACCAAUAGUAACAAUUACCUUGGUCGAGUAUUUAUUAACCUAGUUGUAACCCCAACGGUUCAGAUCCAUCCAUUUGUUCUUGUCCAUGGGCACGCACACGCAGCCGGCGCAGGACCUUCCGAGCGAUGGCGGCGGCGGCGGCGGCGGCCCGCACGUGCUUCUCGUGCCGUACCCGGCGCAGGGCCACAUGCUCCCGCUCCUCGACCUCGCGGCGCUGCUCGCCACGCGCGGCCUCGCGGUCACCGUCGCCGUGACGUCCGGCAACGCCGCGCUGCUGUCGCCGCUGGUUCGCGCGUGCUCGUCCGUGGCCGUGCUCUCGCUGCCCUUCCCGUCCUCGCCGCUGCUCCCGCCGGGAAGCGGCGAGAACACCAAGGACCUGCCGCGCCACCUCUUCCGGCCCUUCAUGGUCUCCCUCGCGGCGCUCCGCGCGCCGCUCCUCGCCUGGUGCAACGAGCAGGGACGGCACGGCCACCGCGUGACGGCCGUCAUCUCCGACUUCUUCACGGGAUGGACGCAGCCGCUCGCCAAGGAGCUGGGAGUGCCGCACGUCACCUUCUCCCCCUCCAGCGCGCUCCACCUCGCCAUGUCGCACGCCCUCUGGCGCAGCCCGCCGACGAGGAGGCGCCGCCGCGAGGACCCCGACGCCGACGACGAGGCGGUCACGUUCCCGGAGGUACCUGGCUCGCCUACCUUCCCGUGGCGCCACCUGUCGGGGCUGUUCCGGCAGUACGCGGCCGGCGACGAGUUGUCCGAGGCGAUCCGGCAGCUCUUCCUCUGGAACCUGGGCAGCUCCUGCUUCGUCGCCAACACGUUCGCGGCGCUGGAGGCGGACUACGUGACGCGGCCACUCCCGGACCUGGCGUCGAAGCGGGUGUUCGCGGUGGGCCCGCUGUCGGACGCCGCCGGCGCGGCCACGUCCACGUCGGGCGGCGACCGCGGCGGGAAGCCCGCGGUGGCGGCCGCGCUGGUGUCCGCGUGGCUGGACGCGUUCCCGGACGGCUCGGUGGUGUACGUGAGCUUCGGCACGCAGCAGGCGCUGUCGCCGGCGCAGGCGGCGUCGGUGGCGGACGCGCUGGCGCGAAGCUCGGCGGCGUUCGUGUGGGCGGCGAGGGCGGGCACGGCGGUGCCGGACGGGUUCGAGGCGGGCACGUCCUCGCGCGGGCUGGUGAUCCGCGGGUGGGCGCCGCAGGUGGAGGUGCUGCGCCACCGUGCCGUGGGCUGGUUCCUCACGCACUGCGGCUGGAACUCGGUGCUGGAGGCGGCCGCCGCCGGGGUGGCCAUGCUGGCGUGGCCGAUGAGCGCCGACCAGUUCACGGACGCGCGGCUGCUCGCGGAGGCCGGCGUGGCCGUGCCCGUGGCGGAGGGCGCCGACGCCGUGCCAGACGCCGGGACGAUGGCGGCGGCGAUCGCGGCGGCCGUCGGGAAGGAGGGGCAGACCGUGAGGGAGCGCGCGGCGGAGCUCGGACGCUUGGCGGCGGCGGCGGCGGUGGCGGAGGGCGGGAGCUCGCACAAGGACCUGGAGGAGUUUGUGCAGAUGCUGCUGACCCCGCAACUUUGAGAGACGUCCAUGUCACUCCCUCCCUCACUCGGGCUCCCCUGCGCUCCUCCUCGCCGCUGUUUCAGCCGCUGAUUGCAAGAGAAGCUGAAGCCAGCAAGACAAGACCGAGAGCGCUGCCUGGGCCGUCUCCAUUACAUUAGUUUUUCCAUUAACCACCAAAAACAUGGUUUAUUUAAGUGAGCAUAAAACCAGGAUGGAGACACCCAAUUUUCUGAAAACUCACAACAAUAGGUUUUGUGAAAAGAGAGAGUUGUUUUUUCUCAAAACUCAAUACCGGAUAAUUAACACCUACUUAUGUACCAAACAUGAUGAUCUUAACUAAUUAACAACUCCAAACUAA